AUGGCAAGUUUAUUCUCGAACUGUCACAUCGCAAAGAAGGUGAUCGCAAUUCCUGGGUUCCUGUUCCAAAAAAGACAUACUGGCCUCCACCUGCAGCUGCAGGAACUCCAAGACAAGAGAGUUCCACCUCACUUAGUGUAUCGGAUGAUAAUUCAUCAGUUCAGUCAUCCCCAUGGCAGCGUGAUCACUGUUGGAAACAAAGUAAUCCACGCCAUAAUAUUGGCAAGGAGAUGACAUUCAUCAUGCAGCCAUUGCGUCACAUGUUAUAUAUCCGGAACUUGCACUUCUUCUCGAAUACUAUUCGCCGGAAAAGAAGAAGCCCUUAUGAUCCCACGGAAGUUACUGUGUUAGAUGUGAACAGUACAAACAAUGGGAAAUUAGUGAGGCUGAAAAAAGUAGGAUCGGAUCCAGCCAAAUUGACUACUAUAGUACAAACACUGUGGGAAAGAGUGCAGGGAUCAAGCAGUAGUGAAACAGUGGCAUGUAGCAGCAGUGGGGUGAGUACAUCAAUGCCAGUGCAGAACCAUGCAAGGACAGUGACUGUGGCUGCCUGUCGCAUGGAUCCAAGCAUAAUAUCUCCGCGAAAAAGAAUUCUUCGAGAGAUGGAACGAGUCAGCCUUGAUGACUUGGCUAAUUCAAAACGGCACCGAGCUCGUACCACUAGUGCCUUGCCCCACAAUAAUAACAACAAUGGUAGUAGCAACAACUGCAUCGUCACGUGCCAAACUCUGCAACCAGGUAGUGCUCUGCCUUCACCACCCCAGCCAGGGACAAAGGUUAGUGUGAGCAGUUGCAGUUACAGUAUCACAUCUCUUCUGGGUACAGGCCGGGAUGAGGAAGCUGCUGUAGCUGGAGCAGGAAUACAAGACAGUGAACCGUCGUUUCUACGUACUCUGCUCAAGUCUCCAUCCCAGCAGGCCACGUCUCCUGAGCCAAGCCCCAGGCCAAAGGGAACCAAUAAGACUGGAGGAAGCAGAAAAGCUUCACCCACUCAGCAUCGGCAAAUUAGGUCGCCAUCUCACCAUGGGUCCCCCACGCUUUCUCCAUCACCAGAGUCACUUCGCUCAGGGCUACGAACUCCUGUUGUUCCGUCCGUGGGAAACCCGGCACAUGCCCCCCAGUUGUCAUCCUUUCUGCCAUCACCAUUGCUAUAUACCCCUUCUCUCACACCUCCCUACCUACCUCACCAUCCCUCUUCAUCCCUUGGUCAUCAUCCCUACUUGUCUGGCUUAUCAUCUAUUCCCCCACCAUAUCGCGGUUCACCAUCACCCAUCCCUUCAUACUGGGUCAACUACCCGCUCUCUAGUCUUCCACGGGGAGCACUGUACCCUCCUGGGCUGGUGCCCCCUUGCCAGGCCCCUCCACUCAGCUCCUGCCCAUGGGGGUCUUUGAACCAGCAACCCCUGGAUGACUUCAAGAAGGAUGAUGGUGCUUCAGAUGUUCCACUCAACUUGUCAAAACACGCCGGGUGAGACCACAAGCAGUACAGUGAGAAAGAAGUGAAAUGUAUAUAGAUGGUGCUGGGGUUGGAAAAGUAAGUUCAGUGACCUGCUUGUACCUGCGUCUGGAUCAGUUGACUUAUAAAGACUGUUUCUGCUCUAAUGAUGAAGCAGGUUUGAAAUGAAGACAGUAGGAAUCAAAUACUCGGAACUUCCUUAACAUAGUUGCAUGGAAUCAUAAUUAUCUUUAUGUAUAGACACUUUAAAAGUGGGGUAUAACAUUUCUGCAUUGUUUUUCAAAAGGAUGCAGGAGAAUUAACACUAACGUGCCUUGUUAGAGGCAAAUGAUUGAUGAUGACUUUGGUCACUUGUAAAGUUAGAUUAGGUUGUUUUUUUAUAUCUGAGAUUUAUGAGUACAUAUGUGUUUUUUUCUUUUCUUUUGUUGCUCUUUUCCCCCCUUUCACAAGAAUUUCAGUUUAUGGCGAGAACCAUUGAAAAUGGUUGCUGCCAUUGCAUGUGGAUUUUGUUAUAUAGAAUCUAGUGCAGAUUUAAAGAAAUCUAUCUGGAGUCUUGAGGAGUCCAUGCCCAUUAAUACUUAUAUUUGUGAUACCUUUCCAGUAUUCACAUUCUUCAGUAAUAAAAGUGUAUAUAUAGUUCCGAUCUUUGAAAUGUAUUCACACUUGAAGAAGGGAAAUUAAUUUGGUUUAUUAGGGGAAUGUUGGUAAAAUCUCAUUUCAGACAAGGUGCGUCUAAAAUUUGAACACAGAAAUUAUUGUCUAAUUACCAGUUAUGUUUCUGUCUUAUUAAAAUUUAAUUUUACAACUGAAUUUAAAGGUACACAUUUAUCACCUGUUUCCUAUGGCAGCUGAAUUGUUUUGUAGUUGGUGCUAUGCUUGUCUGAAUGAUGUCAUGGUGCUUAUAUUUUCUGUGUUCAGGCAAACCAUCAUUCAUUUUAUUAUGGUAUUCAGGAACUGAAUGACAGACAUUUCCUGAACAGAAUCAUACACAGGUUUUGGUUUGUGCAAUCCAAAUUAAUGUUAUAACUUUUCAUUUUAAUGCAAAACAGUGGAACUUUGUUAAGAAAGCUGCCUUUAGGACAGUGUCAUGUCUUUUUUACAGUUUUGACUCUCUCUUUUGCAUAUUCAUGUAUAUUGAGACAGCUAUAGAAGUUGCCGCCAUAUACAUUUUUGCCAGCCUCAAGUUCUGUUACGAGAUCUUUCUCCAAUAGUGCUGUGAAAUAUUUAAAAAUGUAAACCCUAAUGGCAUGCAUUUCGUUUUGUAUAUAUAGAGAGAUACAGUAAAGAUUCAACUAAUUUUGGUUUAUUUAAAAAGAGAGAAAAUGUAAGUUCGGAUGUUUCUGAAAGGUAAGAGCAUUUAUUAAUUUAUAAGACAAGUAAGAAACAAGAAUGUAUGUCCUGGCAUUUUUUGGAGAUAACUAUAUGACAUCAGUAUUGUAAUAAUAAUAUCAAAGCCAGUCUACAAAUGGAGCUUAGACCCAGCACUUUCACUUUCAAAAUGGUCUCACUAUCAGCCUCAGUUAAGGAAAAUGAAAAUGUUAUGUUAGGAUUUACAGUAGCCUGUAUGUUAUGGACCUCUGUAUUUUAAGAACUUGAUGUGGCAGAUCCUGGGCCCCAUCAUAAUUAAAGUUGUUAUACUCAAGUACUCUUUGUAUGUAAAGACAUAAAAGAACUCCCAUAUGACAUGUCUAAAACAUGGUCUGCUGAUGGUAUAUGAAUGAUUUACUGUACUUCUUGAGCAUUUCAUCAUAGUAAUUUUUGUUAAAGAAAAAGUUUUUGUACUUACAGCUUACAGAUUUUGUCACCAUUAUUUACAUGAAAUAGAAUUAUUCUUGUGAAGCUAGUAGUUGCUUGUCAAAGAAGUUCCCUGCCUGUUAUGGAACCCUGAGGUUUCAUUACGCUCUUAGUUCAAGUCACUGGAUCCAAUUCUGAACCAGAUACUUUCAGUUCAUAUGCUCAAACUCCAUUCCUUUAAGAUCCAUUUUAAUAUUCGCCUUCUAUUUAUGUCUAAAUUUCUAUUUCACCCCAGAAUUCUCACCCACUGUCAGUAGUGCUUAACCUAAUUUUUAUCUUGUGCCACUUUCUGUAGGCCAGGAGUGUAAGGUGCCAUUGAGUUGACUGUAUUAACAGAGGUAUGUUUUUACUCAUACACCUUUGCCUCAAGUUGUUUUUUUUAUAGGUUCACAUCUUAAAACAAAGAAAUAGAAAAAAAAAUGUGUUAUUACCAACAUUAUUGAGUCUUGUAUUUGCUUCACCUCAGCCAAUUUGUAAUCAGGUUGUUGUCUGGGAUAUAAUGCCAUGUAGUCUGUUGAAAGUCAACUGGCAUUGCUGAGGAACAUAUCACAUACAAGCAAAGCUUUGCUUGCUACUUGCUUCAUACUGGCUUCCUGUUUGGCUUGCUCUUCAACCCUGAGGAUGGAGGCAAAAUGUUCCUCCAAAACUUCUUUUGGCUUUCAAUAUACGUAUAUGUAUAUGUACUUCACAGCUUUGUAUCCCAGAAGAUAGAACUCUUCAUAAUUACAAGCUGAUGACAAAUUGGCUCAAAGAAAAAAGACCCAAUAAUGCUGAUAAUAAAAUCUUUCUUAUUUUAAAUUUCUCUAAUUUUGUGUCCCAGAAGAUAGACUUGUUCAUAACUGCUACUGUGAGAACCGCAAAUCCUACACGUAAUUUUGUUAUUUCAGGAAUUGCCAGUUUUUUUUAAGUCAUAAGUUGAGACUGAUGUUUGGUCUUGGUUUCUUUCAUCGAUGUAAAGACUUGUCAUAGAUAAAUGAUUGCAAAAUGGCAGAUACAUUGCUGGACACAUUUUUCUGAGGUUAGGGAAAUUUUCAUAAGGCAGUGACUUCCAAAACUCGAUAGUGUCAUCAGCUGUAGGAAUUACAGGAAGUAUUUAAUAACCAAUAAUUCAUAAUUUUAAUUUAAGUAAAUUAAUUUUUUACAUUAUUAAGGGGUCAUUCUAAACGUACAAAGUCACAGACUGAAAAUCAUAACAUUAACAUUUAAAAAUACGUAUAUAUUAGCAAAAUGAACAUCUUGCAAUAAUGAUGGAUUAUCACUUCAGUGAACUUUUAACAGAUGUCAGUAACAUUUCAUUAUUUACUAAUUCAAUUUCUAUAGCUGAACAGAAAACAGAGUCGACCCCAGGGCCAUAGUGCAGCUGGAAGGAUUAGGUCAAUUGAAAAAAAUCCACCUCAUCGGGAUAACAAUUUACAUUUUAGUUCAGUCACUUCCAUUGUUAUAUUUGUGUCCGGUACAUCUGUUUUCUGUUCAGCUAUAGAAAGUGGAUUAGUAAAUAGUGAUAUGUUACUGACAUCUGUUAAAAUUUCACCGAAGUGAUAAUCCAUCAUUAUUUGCAAGUUGUUUAUUUGGUAAUAUAUUUUUAAAUGUUUAUGUUAUGAUUUUAUAUGUUUAGAAUGAUCC
Messenger RNA from Cryptotermes secundus, 4873 nucleotides. It is a transcript of the gene H, whose product is annotated as protein hairless. The record is from RefSeq and is a predicted model, not a curated record. NCBI's taxonomy places the organism in Eukaryota, Metazoa, Arthropoda, Insecta, Blattodea, Kalotermitidae.